UCUAGUGUCUAUCUCCUUACACUACCUCUCCAAAGUCAACUUCACUUCUGAAUUAAACACCAUCAGAUCUUGAUCAACAUGGGUGAGUACGUUUGCAUGGAAGGCUGGGAUUUGCAAGCAAUCGUAAGAGCUGGAUGCACCAAUUUUGAGGCAUGUGGAGAUUUCAAGGUUCCACCGUCAUCUUGUUUUGGUCUUGAUCAUCAUGAACUGAGAAGUAUGGAUGAACCUGAAGACCUUCUGAUCUCGAGCGAAAUCUUUCAAGAAUCAAGAGAAGUAGCUUCAGAUGAACUAGGACAACUUUACAAGCCUUUUUAUCCUGUGUUGCACCCUCUUUCUCCGCAAACCAUUUUUGCCACUUCCAUGUCUCUUCCUGAAGAAUUCAAACACCCACAAAAUGGGCAGAAGAAGAAGCUGCUGCAGCCUCUUCCAUCUGGGUCUGCUCAUGAACCCAAAGCUAAAAGGAGCAAGAAGACUCAACAGAAGAAGGUGGUGAAACAGGUAACAGAAGAUGAUCUCACAUCGGAUAAGUGGGCUUGGCGUAAAUAUGGACAGAAACCUAUCAAAGGCUCUCCCUAUCCAAGGAGCUACUACAGAUGCAGCAGCUCAAAAGGAUGCUUGGCAAGAAAACAGGUAGAAAGGAGCAGAGAAGAUCCAGGAGUAUUUAUCAUAACUUACACUGCAGAGCACAGCCAUGGACACCCAACAAGAAGAAACUCACUAGCUGGAACCACCCGAGUUAAGUCCUCCACACCUAAAUUUCCUGCUACACCAACACAUGAUCAUGAUCAUGAUCAUGAUCAUGACCAUCUUCAUCUUCCUCCACCAAAACCUUUAACUAAACCCACUGAAUAUGAUCGCUUACUACAAUAUGUUGCAGUCAAACAGGAAGAGGAACGAAAGCCUGCCGUUUUUAAAGGUUGUGAUCAUGAUCUUGACAUUUCUAUGCCGGAUAUUAUAUUUAGUGAUGAAUUGUUUCCAAACUUGGAAAAUUUGUAUGGAAUGGCCAUGGAGUUUUCUUUUGAUGGCUGCUUCUCAGAUUAUUAAUUCUGCAAGUUGGAGAUGACGAGUUGCAUGAAAAUCACACACCCUGUUAACUUUUUCUCGGCAUAUGUAGAGAGAAGUAGUUACCUUUUUUAUUUAAAAAAAGUUCUUAUCAUUUUUGUACUUAGGUUUUACCGUCGUAACUUGUAUAGAGUACUCUCUUUCUUUUCCAGUAAUUGCUUUUUUUCCACAGAAAAAUGGAAUUGUAUGUCAAGAAAAUAAAGUUCAAAGGUAGCUCAGUACGUCAUAAUUACGUAAACACUA
Carica papaya (papaya) is the source of this 1305-nucleotide messenger RNA. Its product is annotated as putative WRKY transcription factor 29. Gene Ontology annotation, biological process: regulation of DNA-templated transcription. The record is from RefSeq and is a predicted model, not a curated record. Gene Ontology annotation, molecular function: DNA-binding transcription factor activity; transcription cis-regulatory region binding. Gene Ontology annotation, cellular component: nucleus. Lineage: Eukaryota; Viridiplantae; Streptophyta; Magnoliopsida; Brassicales; Caricaceae.